UUGUAAAUAAAAUUUGCAUUGCUGUUGAUUUGUAAGAAAUCGAUUUUAGCAGGUUUUUAAUCAUAUCUAUUAUUUAAGUAUUUAUUGCUAAUGAUUCUUUUGAUCUAUUUGUCCAACUAUAAUUGGUUGAAAAAUACAUUAUACAUUUUUCUAUUGUAAUCGAUAAUUUCAGCAUGUGCUGGCAGUUUGACACAAGCAAAGUUAUUUCCCUCAACGUUAUUAUUGUCAUUGUUAAGAUCAGAUCAGGUGUUCUGGAGGACGGCAAAGAAGGAAAUGCGUGUGUGUGUGUGUGUGUGUGUGUGCGCGCGCGCGUGCGAGUCCUCUUCCAAAUAAAGACAAUUUAAUUACCGUUGGAAUACAAGUCGCUGCUCAUAGUGUUCAUGUGUCACAUUUGCCUCCAUGCAAAGAAUCCACUCUAAUAGCUACAUGGCUGAAGCAUAUGAAAAUAGAAUACGAUAAACAUAAACAUCGAAGUACAAUACUCAUCAGAGCUCAAUAUAUUAAUUCGAAAAAGAACGUGUGUUUUGUUCAAUUCGAUCCUUUGUAAUUAUGAUGUGGAGCUGCGUGUUCCUCCAGAGCCUGUCGGAUCAUACACAAGUGCAGCAGCAUUGCAAGGAAUCACUGAAUCAUGGGAACCUGGGCGAUAAUGCGCACUUCUUUGUCGCCAAGGCAACCACAAUACGUUUCUGUGGAUGAAGUCAUUUGUUACGCCGAUCGUUGCCGUGGUUACAACCUAGAGAGGGCGCUGCGGAGGAGCGUUCCACGUAAAAUGACGCAGGGCGGGGGCGUGGCCGCGAUGCGCGCUGCGCAAGGCUGCUUGUUGUUCCCGCAGAGAGGCGAGAAGAUGGCGGCCGUGUCAAGCGGAGGUGCUGCGGGGUCCGCUGCGGCCGGGAUUACGCACUCUGCCAGGCCGACCCACGCAGUCAUGGGCUCCCAGAACCGGGCCCAGCCGUCACCCGCGAUCGGCCACCAGAGUCGCGCCGGCACGGCCACCGGGUGCGUCACCAAUCCCGGCCACACUUCGGCCACCAGGCCCCCCCCGGCCCGAGUGGGCCACUAUGAAAUCGAGCGGACCAUCGGGAAGGGGAAUUUCGCGGUCGUUAAACUAGCCACGCACAUCAUCACCAGGGCAAAGGUGGCUAUAAAAAUAGUGGAUAAGACCCAGCUGGACGACGAGAAUCUUAAAAAGAUCUUCAGAGAGGUGCAAAUCAUGAAGUUGCUGAAGCACCCCCACAUCAUCCGCCUCUACCAGGUGAUGGAGACGGAGAGGAUGAUCUAUCUGGUGACGGAGUACGCCAGCGGUGGGGAGAUAUUUGACCACCUGGUGGCUCAUGGGCGUAUGGCAGAGAAGGAUGCCAGAAAGAAGUUCAAGCAGAUAGUGGCAGCAGUCCAUUUCUGUCACUGCCGCAACAUCGUCCACCGAGACUUGAAGGCUGAGAAUCUGCUCCUGGACCACAACCUCAACAUCAAAAUCGCAGACUUUGGCUUUAGCAACCUGUUUUCCCGAGGCCAGCUGUUGAAGACGUGGUGUGGCAGCCCUCCAUAUGCCGCACCAGAACUCUUUGAGGGCAAAGAGUACGACGGACCCAAAGUAGAUGUAUGGAGCUUAGGUGUGGUGUUAUAUGUAUUGGUCUGUGGCGCCCUGCCUUUCGACGGCAGCACUCUACAAAAUUUGCGAGCGCGUGUCCUCAGUGGCAAGUUUCGCAUCCCCUUCUUCAUGUCCACAGACUGUGAGUACUUGAUCAGACACAUGUUAGUCCUGGAGCCCAGCAGACGUUUGACCAUGGAGCAGAUCUGCAAGAACAAGUGGAUGAGACUAGGAGACCCGGACCCAGACUUUGACAGGUUGAUAGCAGAGUGUGUGCAGGUGAAGACGGAGCGAGACACGGAGCUCAUCAAUGAGCAGGUGCUGAUAGCCAUGUCUGAGAUGGGCCUGGACCGAGAGCGCGCGCUUCAGUCUCUACAAACCGAUGCAUACGAUCACUACAGUGCCAUCUACAGUCUGCUAGCCGACCGCCUCAAGAAACACAAGACCCUGCGCGUUGCUCAGCCGACGCCGCGCUCCAUUAGCUAUCCCCUUAACGCAGUACAGCAGACAGAUCCCCAGGGUAAUCCAGUUAGCAUGACCGUUCCCCACGUCCAGCUCAUCAACCCUGAGAACCAGAUUGUUGAGCCGGAUGGCAGCAUGGCACUGGACAGUGAUGAAGGAGAGGAGCCAUCUCCUGAGGCCAUGGCUCGCUACCUUUCGAUGAGGCGGCACACUGUGGGGGUACCAGACCAAAGGACAGAGAUGCAGGAGGACCUCCAGAAACUGCCACCGGGUUUCCCACGCGGUGCCGUGCCCCAGCCCCAGUUCCCCCCGCUGGUCCCCACUAUGGGCCAAAUGCAUACUCUCAUGCCCACGCAGAGCCUGCAGCCCACGCAGCAGCUGGAGUACAAGGAGCAGUCGUUGCUUCAGCCUCCCACUCUGCAACUGCUCAACGGCAUGGGGCCGCUGGGUCGAAGAGCCUCCGACGGCGGGGCUAACAUUCAACUACACGCUCAGCUCCUCAAGAGGCCUCGGGGGCCCUCGCCGCUCGUCGCUAGCCCGCAUCCUAUCCCUGCCGUAGAGCCGGUGGAUGAGGAGGGAUCGGACGGAGAGCCGGACCAAGAGGCGGUACAGAGGUACCUGGCGAACCGCUCCAAGCGGCACACGACGCACGCGCUCACGAGCACAUCGCAUGGCGAGCCCUCGGCAGAGUCACAGCGACCCCAGGGCCCCCGCCAGAGGGGGGGCUGGGCCCCCGACAUACACACCCGAUCCAGCUAUAAGGACUGUAACACCCUCCACCUCCCCAUGGAGCGCUUCUCACCAGUCAGACGCUUCUCUGACGGCGCCGCCACCAUCCAGGCUUUCAAGGCUCAUCUAGAGAACAGCAGCCUCAUUAAGCAACUCAAGCAGGAGUGUGAGCAGCUCCAGAAGAUGUAUGCUGCCCAGCAGGAUGACCGAUUCCUGGAGCACACCCAGCAGCAGCAUAUCCUCUACCAGCAAGAGCAACAAAUCCUCCACCAGCAAAUCCAGGGUCUGUCUUUAGGCCACGGAGAGAGCCAGCCUAGUCACCUUACCCACCAGCUCCAGAGGUUGCGUAUCCAGCCCUCCAGCCCUCCGCCAACACAUCCCAGCAACCACCUCUUCAGACAGCCCAAUCAGAGCCCUCCGCUUGGCUCUGCAGGCUUAAUGCAGGGGCACGGAGGUCCGUCAUCGGUGCAGUACCAGCAUGGUGCUCAAGCACUGUACCAGGGCCAGAGUGGUAGCCCGCCCCCCACAGGUCGAGUUGGUUUACCAACCAAUCAACAAGCACCUUCAGCCCGCCCCACUGUCCCAUUGGCCCAGGGUGUACCUCAGCAACAGCAGGUGACCAUUCAGGUGCAGGAAGUGGAACUGGGAGGUGGGGCGCAGAGACAGGGCGGCUUUUUGUCCACGCCAGGACACAGAGUCCUCGGGAAGCAGCUGAGCGCAGACAACGCCGAGAUGCACAGUCGCAGCCUUGGCCGCUUCACCUCGGCCUACGAGCAGGCCCAGUUCAACGCCCACCUGUUCGCUGGUGAAGCCGCCGCCCGGGGCGCCUCCGGGGUGGUCGGCUCCUUCAGCCCAUACCUGCAGGGAGCCUCCCUCAAUGUCCCCGGCCUGGAGGGUUACCAGGGCGGGGCAGUGGGGACCAGCAGCUAUGGCCCCCCUUCUACACUACAGCAGGCCCUGCUCUCCCCGACUCCUCUGGACUACCGCCCCCCACAGCAGCACGUCACUCCCACCCUGCAGGGCCUCCUGUCCCCCCGCCACUCUUUAACAGGCCACGGCGACCCCAGGUUGCCCCCCCAAGACCUGGCCGCCCUGCUGAAGAGGCAUAGCCCCCGGCCGUGCCCGGCGACUCCCACGCCGCCCAGCGGUCCACCCCAAGAGUACGGAGACAUGCUGCUUCUCCACCAGCUGAGUCAGGGUGAGAGCUUGGAGCCACAGGCGCCACAGGGUGCCACUGGAGGCCAGCACUACCUCCACCUCCUCCAGAUUCGACCCCCGGAGGUCCAGCCGCAGCAGGCAACUUGUUCCAGCUUACCUCACUCGGAGAGCAUGGAGGAAGACGAGGCGCCGGCCAGCUACCACCACCCACACGAGGGCCUGCUGACCAAGGCAGGAGAAGGACAUGAACUCCUGGGGCCCCCCAGAGGAGGCACCCCACCCUACAACUCCCCAACACACAGGCAUGGCGGCUACAUAAGGAAUGCUCCGGCAACAAGAGAACCUGAGCAUGUGGAUUGCAGGCCCCAGGGCCAGGCCAUGGAGGUGCCUGAUCACAACGGUGUGGGCUAUUCACGAGGCCCCCAGGGUGACGCCUAUAGGUCCCGUGGACAGCUACAGCGCCACCACACCAUCCAGACCUGUGACGACGCCUACGACCAGGCAGAGCCCAUGUCUGGAAUGAGCCUGUUGGCCGGGAAGGCUUUAAGCUCUGCUCGCAUGUCGGACAUCCUCAGCCAGACGUCACUGACAGGAAGCCAGCAGCUGCGCCAGCGGGAAGAGUCGGUGUGCGAUGUGGAAGGGGAGCUCCACGCAGCGGCCUGCUACCCCUCCUCCUGCACCAGUGACAUGCUCCUCAGCUACAAGCCCCCGGACCUGCAGUACAGCAUGGAGCAGGCUGGGGUCUAGCACAGGAGAAGUGUGUAUCCUGUGUACAGCGGUCCAUAUCAGCCAUCCUGAGUUGUGUUGAGUUGAGCAGCAUCACGCCAAACCACCGUCGUCUGACCAAGCGGGAGAGGGGGGUUCAUCUGUCUGUCUGUCUCCAUCUGUCCCUGGGAGGGCGCGAGAGGGGGGAGUGUGGGUGGGUGGGUGUUGAUUUCAGAGGGGUGGGGGCGUUUCACAGGUGGGGCCUCGGGGGUUCAAAGGUCAAAGUGCCAGUAUUUUCUGCACGGACAUCCAGCGUUCACUGCUGCAGGAUGUCUCCUCUUUUCAACUCCCGUCGGUGGAUAGAUCGGGGUUUCCGCUCCUCCCACUUUUCGUCUUGACCCCCCUCACCCUGUUCUCUUACAAGCGUGCCCCCACCCCCACCUGCUGCCCUGACGUAACCCCCUCCCUCCCCUCCGUCCCUCGUCCUCCUAUUAACUGUUGGCAUAUGUCAUCAGGUGCCUCAUUGGCCAAAGCAUUGAUACAGUCACAGGAACAUGGAGUCCGACACACACACACACACACACACACACACACACACACACACACACACACACACACACACACACACACACACACACACACACACACACACACACACGCUGCUGCCACAAACCCAAAGUAUUCACGUUAGGUCUGAGUGUGCGUGUGAGUGAGCGAUGGAUCAGGGAUGAGCAGACGUGAAGGCAUUUCCGAGAGUCGGUCUGCUCCUCCCACCAUCUCCCCCCCCCCCCCAUUCCCACACUGGGCUGACACCCCGACAGCGGCGGCCCCCCUUCUCGGCUGGGCGGUGAGUGUUUUGGAUUAGUCUCCGACUGGGGCAAAACAACCGCUCUCUCCAAAGACGGAGCUCAGUGACAUCGCACAGGACAAACCAGCUCUCAUAGUUUUCUUUUUUGUUGUUCUGACAUUUUCUUUCUUUCUUUUCUUUUCUUUUCUUUUCUUUUUUCUUUAAAAAAAUUGUUUUUACGGCUGAUGUCCAUGCAGGCAUUAUGGUCAAUAUUGUUACUCUUGUUGUUAUUACUGUUUCCUGUAAGAAGAAGUUUUAUUAUAAUUAAUAUUACUAUUAUUAUUAUUAUUAUUAUUAAAGGAAAAACAGUUCUGUGUUGCAAAGACGACAACAUUGUUCUUUGAUUACUUAAGUAAUUCUGCACUUUCGGUUCAAGCUAAUCCUCUUGUCUGUUUCCACUCCUCCGCACCGCCCCUUGCUCUCCGUCAUGCUGUUACCUCUGCUUCUCACCCCCCACCCCCCUACUGUCCCCACCUUGUGUCACCCCCUUUCCUCCUUCCUCCUUUUCCUUGUCAGUGACAGUGUAUUGCACUGUGGGUAGAUUUACCAGACAUUUGCUCCUUUUCUUGUACAGUGAUGCCAUGUAUAGAACGCUAUUGCAAUUUCUGUAUCAAAAUCUUUUCUUUCUUUCUUUUUUUUGUGUUACCUUUUUUCUGUUUUUAGAUGAUGUUGGGGAGGCUUUUUUUAUAUUGGUAUUGUUUAUCAUUUGUACUUCAAAGUGUUCUCUUUUUUUGUUUUUUUGAGUCUGAGAUUUCUAGUCAAAAGAGGACGGAGGGAAGAGAAGACACUGCUCUUUCUGUCCCCUUUAAAAAAAAAAAAGAUUGUUCUUAUUUGUUUUAAUAUUAUUAUAUUGAGACAAUAGAAUAAGAGGAGAGUGAUUCUUUUUUGUGUUGCUCUUUAAAAGUAUCAUUUCAGUCCUUGAUGUUGUCGUGACCGUCAUUCUCGUUGAUGUUGGGGCCUGUUCUUCUGUCAAUGGGCUCGUUGCAGGCAGGCUAUACAGGGUCAGGCUUUGGGCUUUGUCUGGGGUCGGUUCGGGUGCUUACAGAGACUCGACGCUCUGAAAAGAAGACAAAACAAAAAAAAGGAAACAACCCACAAGGGAAUAACUUGUAAAAUAGCUGACAUAUCAUCCUAAACAUCACAAGUGUGGAGGCGGACAAAACCCACUUCUCGUUCUCGCCGCCCUACCUGUCCGCUGUGAUCCUCCCGCCACCCACUGCAUCGGCUUCUGAUCGGACGUUGCGUCACGGACACGGCCCCCCCUCCUCGCAAGCUAAACCUUUUUUGUCAUGGCAACCAAGGAGGAAUCCACAACUAUUACUCUCUCUCUCUCCUCCCCCCCCCACCUUAUGGUUUUCUUCAACUUAUGUCGGUCUUGGAAGAGAGGAUCUGAAUGAGGCAACGGCUACAUUUCACAAAACGGUUAACGGAUCCUGUCCUUAGUUGGAAAGACCCGGACAAACCUCCACACCAUUUAUUUCAGGAAGGUGACCAUAGGAAUUAACUGUUUCUAUUCCUGUUGGCAGCGAAAGAGCUGACGGUUGUGGUCGGAGCAAGGCGACGUGUGCCCCCGCCCCCCCCCCCCUACCCUAAAAACAUGUCUACCGAGGUCUGAGCACCUUUUGAAGCCGCGUUGAGCUAAAGCACAGCCCGACGGAGGCCACAGCAGAGGAUUGAACACAAACAACAAUUUCUUUAAUGGUUUAACCUCUAUUUAUCCUUCCGUUUGCAACACCCCGGGAGAUUGAGUCUAUAUUGGGCCGACAAGAGACUGGUGUAAAGAAUAUAGCUCCAUGUUUUUGUUUUGUUUUUGUUUAUACAGGCCAGAUUUCCUAAUCCCCGGUUGACACAUUGUUCGCUGUGUACAUCUGAGAGUCGUCGACGGUCCCAUGCAGCGCCUGUGCUUUCCAUUCGCGUCACGUCACUUCCUGUUUACCAGCGGUUGCUCUCACCUCGGAUACCAUGAGGUGAGCUUCAUCUCUGAAACAAGACGGCUGUAAAAAAAAAAACUGUGGCGAGGGAUUAGAUUCAGGGAAUUGACUCUACUCCGAUUCCCUUUCUUGGAUCUGUCUUCCUAAGAGUCAAUUGAUGUCUUGUUUGGUAGGAAACAAAAGAAAAAGGCAAGCUGGUCAUUCCUCAAACAUUUCCCUUCCAGCUCUCAUUCGUUCCUCUUUCAGAUCUCACCUGCUGUUGUUUUCUCUCUCUCUCUCUCUCUCUCUCUCUCUCUCUCUCUCUCUCUCAUUGUUUAAUACCAAAACUGAGAUCUGGAAGAGAAGGAAUCGAGGACCUUUCGACUGGAAUCGCAGAGGAAAUGUCUGCGAUGGAAGGCAUCGCGUGUGUCUCUCGUCCCACGACGGGGUAGAAACUCUAAAGUUAAAGAGCAGCGGCUCCGCUCUGUCUGACGCUGCGGCCAGUCGCUUUCGGGUCCCUGCGACCAGAGGCGCACAGGAAGAGACGGCCGGAGCGAAUGGAAAGCGCCGCGCGUGACUCAGAGAUACUGAGGAGGGGAGAGAGCUGCUUCACACAUUCUCCCUCCUGAUCAGACCGACGCUUCUCCCUCCCCCCCCUUUUUUUUUCUGAACCUUUCCAUCCCUGAACUGCUGCGUUUGUUUUGUUUUGCCCCAGCCUCACUUUUUCAGCCGGCCAGCUCUCUUGCUCCACUCCUUUUACUCCUUAUAGGUUCAUUUCACUUUCUUUUUUGUUGUUGUUGUUGUUUGUUUUUAUGUUCAUUUCUGUUGAGUACAAAAAUACUAAAGUGCAACAACAAUGAUUAAAAAGAAUAUCAACCAAACUGAGAUGAAUAAAUAAAUAUAUAUAAAUAAAGAAAUAAUUUUAAAAGGU
Molecule: messenger RNA, 8330 nt
Organism: Scophthalmus maximus (turbot)
Lineage: Eukaryota; Metazoa; Chordata; Actinopteri; Pleuronectiformes; Scophthalmidae
Gene: sik3
Product: SIK family kinase 3
Exons: 26
Coding region: 629-4684 (1351 amino acids)
Biological process (GO): protein phosphorylation; intracellular signal transduction; microtubule cytoskeleton organization
Cellular component (GO): cytoplasm
Molecular function (GO): ATP binding; tau-protein kinase activity; protein serine/threonine kinase activity
Source: RefSeq, a predicted model, not a curated record